This is a messenger RNA of Fraxinus pennsylvanica, 321 nucleotides long. Lineage: Eukaryota; Viridiplantae; Streptophyta; Magnoliopsida; Lamiales; Oleaceae. The record is from the annotation of a GenBank genome assembly.
AUGCCAUUAGGUUUUGUCCCCGAAACCCUACAAAAUCCUGAGUUUUGCUUACAGCGACGCCUCACACCGUCAAACGCAGCUGUUCUUUCAAUCGCCCAGGGCGAAGUAAUUGUAAAGAUGGAGAAGGGAGGGGCCAUUGUUCCGGAAUCUGUACUGAAGAAACAGAAGAGGAGUGAGGAAUGGGCAUUGGUGAAAAAGCAGGACCUUGAGUCUGCUAAGAAGAAUAAGGCUGAUCAACGCAAGCUGAUCUACAACAAAGCCAAACUGUACGCAAAGGAGUACGAGCAACAGGUGUCUUAUUCUUUCGCUGGUCUUCCAUGA